Molecule: messenger RNA, 426 nt
Organism: Camelina sativa (false flax)
Lineage: Eukaryota; Viridiplantae; Streptophyta; Magnoliopsida; Brassicales; Brassicaceae
Source: RefSeq, a predicted model, not a curated record
AUGGAGGGUCAUCGACAACUUUUAUUGGUGUUGUUGAGCUUUGGCGCUUUUGCCCUUCUUAUACAUCUCGCCCAAGCUCAGUCUGACCAACAAGGAUUCAUCAGUUUGGACUGCGGUUUACCCGCGGAUUUGUCUCCUUACACCGACCCAGACACCGGAUUAACGUUCUCAUCCGAUGUCGAUUUCAUUUCAAGCGGUUUACGUGGUGAAGCUGGGGAUGAUAACAGAUAUGACUAUAGGCAGUAUAAGGAUUUGAGAUAUUUCCCCGAUGGAAUACGAAACUGCUACAACCUGAAAGUAGAGCAAGGCAUCAACUAUUUAAUAAGGGCUGGAUUCGGAUAUGGAAACUAUGAUGAUUUGUCUUGUCAGAACAGGACCAACAAUACCAAUGAUAUCAACCUUGGAACUACGUCCAUUAAGAAAUGA